Messenger RNA from Penicilliopsis zonata CBS 506.65, 1502 nucleotides. RefSeq lists its product as hypothetical. Gene Ontology annotation, biological process: transmembrane transport. The record is from RefSeq and is a predicted model, not a curated record. Gene Ontology annotation, molecular function: transmembrane transporter activity. Gene Ontology annotation, cellular component: membrane. The transcript is spliced from 2 exons. NCBI's taxonomy places the organism in Eukaryota, Fungi, Ascomycota, Eurotiomycetes, Eurotiales, Aspergillaceae. Bases 1 to 1416 code for a protein of 471 amino acids.
AUGGAGAUCGACGACGCACCAUCGCAGGCGCAAACCCGUCGGGAACGCCUCAGGGCAGCCAUCUGGGACACCCGGGACAAAUCGCCGGAAGAAAGGGCGCUGGUGCGCAAGGUCGACUGGUGGUUGCUCAGCUAUGCGUGCACCGCAUACUUUAUCAAAUCGCUUGAUCAAUCCAACACCUCCAAUGCGUAUGUGUCCGGCAUGGAAGAGGCCCUGGGCAUGAAGGGCAACGACCUGAACCUGCUGACGACGUACUGGAACAUCGGCUACAUCGUGGGCCAGAUCCCCUCGCAGCUGUUGACCACCAGGAUCCGGCCGUCCGUGUGGCUGCCCGCCCUGGAGCUGCUGUGGAGCGUGUUUGUCAUCUCGCUGGCGGGCGCCAAGGACGUCAAGACCAUCUUUGUGCUGCGCUUCUUCAUCGGCCUGUUCGAGGCCUCGGCCUACCCGGGCAUCAUCACCCUGCUGGGCAACUGGUACACGCCCCAGGAGCUGGGCAAGCGCAGCGCCAUCUUCCAGGCCUCGAGCAGCGCCGCCAACAUGUUCUCCGGCUAUCUGCAGGCCGGCCUGUACUCGGGCAUGGACGGCCGCGCCGGCCUCGCCGCCUGGCAGUGGCUCUUUGUCUUCGACGGCAUUCUCGGCAUCCCCAUCGCCCUCUACGGCUUCUGGGCCAUCCCCGACGCCCCCACCACCGCCCGCAACCGCUGGCUGCACCCGCUUGAAACCAAGCGUGCCGCCCAGCGCAUGGAGGCCGUGGGCCGCGCCCCGGCCCGCCGCCUCACAGCGCGCGUCCUCGUCGACAUCUUCCGCUCCUGGCCCGUCUGGCUGUUUUCCGCCGUCUUCAUUGCCCACGUCUGUGGCCUGCGCAUCUACUCCUACUUCAAUGUCUGGCUCAAAGCCACGGGCCGCUACUCCGUCGAGCAGAUCAAUGUCAUCCCCUCGGCCGGCUACGGCCUGCAGAUCAUCUUCACCCUCCUCUACGCCUGGACGAGCGACUACCUCAAGGUCCGCUGGGUUGUCAUUGUCUUUGCCUGUGUGCCCGCCAUCAUCGGCACCAGCAUCCUCUCCGUCUGGCCAGAGCACAACACCGCCGCCAUGAUCGCGGCGUGGCUGCUGACCUAUAUAGAGACCGGCGCCGGCAUUCUCUUCACCUCCUGGGUCAAUGAGACCUGCGGCUUCUCCGCCGAGCACCGCAUCAUUGUCAUCGGCGUCAUGGAGGCCGUGUCCUUUACCUUCAACGCCUGGGUGCCUCUGCUAGCCUACAACACCGCCCAAGAACCGCAUUUCAAGGUCGGCUAUCAGAUCGCCGCCAUGUUCUUUGCUGUUGAGCUUCUUCUCACCCUUGUCAUCGCCGCUGUGGAGAAGCGCUGGCCCGCCCAUCAACUCGGGCGCAAGAGGGAAGAGUCAGCCCUAGUCUGAGGCCAUUCAAGUCUGCCGCCUGAUGGCCUGUUGUUGGCUUUCCUUGAAGCCUUUUACUCUAUAGAUGUAAUGAAACACUUCUAGUU